AUGGUUCAGAAACGCACUAUUGAGGUUGUAAUACCACAAAUGUCGAGUCAAAGCAUUAAUCCAACAACAAAAUCAAAGGAAGUUGCAUCAAAGACCACCUCAGUAACUUCUUUGGCCGCGAUUGACGAACAGGAAGAUUUAUGUAGUCCUAGUCCUCCACGUCGUACGGAUGGCGAAUUACAGAGCAAAUUGAAUAAUUGCACAAUGUCUUCGAUGUCUAGCUUGCUGGGACAUUUCUUUUCCGGGGCUAGAGAAGAGAUAAAGGAGACGGAAGAUGCAGAGGUUGUCCAUGGCGCCAAUCCUCCACAUCGCACGAACGAUCAGUUAUUGAACUGUGGCGGAGAUAAUCAUCAAUCAUCAGCAACUUCGAGCGAGAGAAGAGAAGAGGAGAUAAAACGAGAGAUUGACCAUGCAUAUGGGACUAAUCUUCCACGUCAAGCAGGCGUCCAAGUGAGAUUCGAGCUGGAUAAUCACGAGGCCUCGACACCCUCGUUCGCUUCCAAUCGAACGACUCCGCAAUUAACUCCCACUUCUUCAAUAGUCGAUGAGGUGGAAGGAAAUCUCAUCGAUCUCUACAAUGAUAAUGAUCAUGAUACCCCUCUCCGCCAUACGGGCGAGGAAUUCCUCUCUGACGAAUUCGAAUUCGAACCCCAUCCUCAUCCUCAUCCACAACCACAUCCCGCACCCAAAUCCUUCACCAUCGAACAACAUCCCCACACGCAGACAAAAAGCCCUACCACAUCUCAGCAAAACCAUCGUGCGCCCGCAAACAUCACAUCCACCUCUCCACGCGCAAUCCCCAAGCACGAAAUCUUCCUCCAUACUCUCCCAUCAAGACAUGCAUCGGUCCCCCAAAUCCGCAUCUGGAUCGCAAGCUGGUUUUCCGGGCGGGACAUCGCGUUUGCCGUCCCGUGGGAGGGCGAAGAUAUCGGGUUGCAGCGAUAUAUCGAUUGUGUUUCCUGGAGCGGAGAUGAGAUACACAAUGGUGGUUAUGGCAGUUUGGAGAAUGAUCUGAGAGGAUGGAUGUUAGGUGGGUAUGCGAGACCGAUUGUGAGGGAUAUUGAGAGGGCGAGGAAUAUGGAACGGGAGAGGAAGUGGGAGGUGGCUGUGGGGAGGUUUGCGGAUUUUCUUUAUGGUGCGGUGGUCAUGGGGGUGGUGGGACUGGUUUUGAUGGUUUUGGUGCCUUGUCCUUGUCGGAGGUAUUGA
Botrytis fragariae is the source of this 1206-nucleotide messenger RNA. RefSeq lists its product as uncharacterized. The coding region runs from base 1 to 1206 and encodes 401 amino acids. The record is from RefSeq and is a predicted model, not a curated record. NCBI's taxonomy places the organism in Eukaryota, Fungi, Ascomycota, Leotiomycetes, Helotiales, Sclerotiniaceae. The transcript has a single exon.